AUGUCAACAGGAGGCGAAGCACAACAGCAACCACCACCAACACCCCCGCCUCAACCGCAACCACAGCCAUCACCUCAACCGCAACAACCAGAUCAACAGCAAACAAACUCAAGAUUACCUCCAACACAUAAAAUCCGUUCAUCAGUAUUCUAUUAUUUCCUUUUACAGCUUAUGUGGCUUUGGAAUUUAAUAGAUACAGUUAUUUUAAUUAUUAUUCAGUCAAUGAAACUUUAUCAAUUCCCUGCACCGCGCGGACCACGCAAUUUUGCAAUGAUAGCACCAUUCUUGCUUUGCUUGUUCUAUUGCAUUCGCUUGUGGCUUGCAACUCCAGGUAACAGAAGUGAAAAAUGGGUUUUAUUACUUCUUUCCAUAAUAUUCCUUAUCGGUUGCGUUCUUAUGGAUGUUUAUUUCAUUGUCUGGCAACCAUAUUUGUGGAAAUGGGAAUUUCCAUUCCACAUUGUUUCUUUAAUAUUCGAAGUUAUCUUCUUCUUGUUUACAUGUUUGAUGAUCAUUGUUUUCUUAGCUAAAAAAUAA
Molecule: messenger RNA, 534 nt
Organism: Trichomonas vaginalis G3
Lineage: Eukaryota; Parabasalia; Trichomonadida; Trichomonadidae
Product: GEO07735P1-related-related family
Exons: 1
Coding region: 1-534 (177 amino acids)
Biological process (GO): non-motile cilium assembly
Cellular component (GO): ciliary transition zone
Source: RefSeq, a predicted model, not a curated record